Messenger RNA from Xenia sp. Carnegie-2017, 2319 nucleotides. Its product is annotated as B-cell receptor CD22-like. The transcript is spliced from 11 exons. Bases 284 to 1813 code for a protein of 509 amino acids. The record is from RefSeq and is a predicted model, not a curated record. Lineage: Eukaryota; Metazoa; Cnidaria; Anthozoa; Malacalcyonacea; Xeniidae.
AUGACCUUAAAUACCUUCCAUAAUGCAAACUGCUUAGCAAUAGCAAUUGAACAUUUGAAAGUGAACAUGUUUCUUACUUACUUGAGCUGUUGAAUGUUCAGUUUGUUGGUUUACUUGCUAAAAGACUGAUCGAGCACUUGAAAAGAUCACACUUUAGCUGUCGUCUCAAUAUCUACAAAAUUAAAUAUUAAAUAAGGCCAAUAUCCUUGUGUUGCUGACGACGACAUUGACGUACAAAAUACAAGAAACAAGACAAAGAAACAAGUCAAAAUAUCUGGGAAAAAUGAUGAAGGCAAGUGUAAGAAUUUUAAUCGUGGCAUUUUCAAUAUUUAUUUUGUCUUGCAGAGGAACAAUAAUACCUCCACCUGAUGGUCAAAGAUUUGUAUUUUUACCUGGAUCUUCUCACAAUAUAAGUUGGACAUUAAAUGUUACUGGAAACAUUAAUGCAUGGCUUUGGAAUUUUACACCUCGUGGUUCAUCUUCCCCUCAACAACUUGCAACAAUAUUUUCUAAUAGUGACACACCCCAAUAUUCACCAUCACCUUUAACAUUUGAAGUUUUUAAACUUGGAACUUUGAGGCUGAAGAAUGUAAAUCAAAGUUACAAUGGUGAAUUUGAAUUUAGUAUUUUAGCUACUCCUUCUACUCCUCCAUCAAAAGUAAAUGUUUAUAUUGCUGUUAAACCAAACGCGACAAUUAAUUGUUCAUCUCCUCUGUUUGUGAAUGAAAGUGAUGGUGUGUCAUGUGUAUGUAGAGGUGAAGGAGGUAACCCUCCUGCUAAUGUCACAUGGUUUGAUAAAGAUAACAACAUAAUUGGUGAUGUUGGAGUUGAAAGUAAGACAUUAGUAAUCACUGGUGCCUCACCAAAUGAUCGUGGAAGUUACAGAUGUAAAGCUGAAAGUUUUAAUGAUCCACGUUUCAUUGACGAAAAAUCCAUUGAAAUAAUAGUGAAUUAUAAACCAAGAAGUACGACCAUAACCCUAUCAAAAAUAAAUGCAAAAAUUGGUAAAAGUGUGAUUAUAUCCUGUGAAUCAGAUGGUUUUCCUCCGCCAGCCUUCAUUAUUUAUCACAAUGAUGCUGUUGUCAGUGACAAAAAGACAUACAGCAUUCAAUCUGUCAACAUCAGUCACAAAGGUUCAUAUCGUUGUGAAGCAAACAAUAAACUGGGAAAUGAUUCAUCUGAUGUUAAAAAUCUUACUGUCAGCCGAGAGCAACAAAGUUCUUCCAGUUCAUUGCCGACAAUGUCUUCAUCGAUGACCAUUUUGCCAUCAACUAGUUCCGCUCCCACUAAUAACGUCGGCAAAGAUGGCGACGGUGGAUCAAACAUCGGUCUUAUCAUUGGUAUUGUCGUUGGAAUGUUGUUCCUUGUCGCCAUUCUAGUCGUUGUCAUUUUCUGCUGUUAUAAAUCAAAGCAAAAAAAUGGAUACCACGGUGAAAAUGGUGUUGAACCUUUAGCUGGAGCUAAUAAUCCACAACCCAAUCAUUAUGAAGAGGCUGGAGGACUUAGAGAAAAUGCUUAUGAAUCCGUUGGCAAUCAAUAUGAAACAGUAAAUAAUCCAGCAACAAGUAAUGAAAAUAAACCAUCAACAAGUAAAGCACCGCCACCUGUAUAUGCCUCGAUCGAUAGAGAAAAUAGAGAAGGAAAUCCGUUAUACUCCUACCUUGACUUUAAAGAUGAACCUAAAAGAAAGCCAGACAAAAAUCGUCCUGCACCAACUGAAUACGCCAGUAUUGAUAUGAGUAAACUGGCACCUGUCGAGAAAAAAGACGACAAGAAAGGCGGUGACAAAAAAGGAGAUGAAAAGAAGGAAUAAACUGGCGAUCGUCGUUAGUAAAAGAAGAGAAUGUGUAAAGACUUACUACAUUUAUAAAGAUUAACUUUGUUCUUCAUUAGAUAAUCUAGAUUUGAUCUCUAAACACUAUUAAACUGAAUACUUUAUGAUUGUGUCUGUGUACAUAAUCUUUUGCCAUGAACAAACUUGAAUCUUGGCAUCUAUGCUACAGUUUGUGAAUGUAUUUUACUAGCCUUUAUAAGGCAACAACAUUACACACUGACUUUAACGCAGCAUUUUGAAUAGAAUAUUGUUUUAAUCGUAGUUCUACUUUCAUUAUUUUAAUUAUCAUGGUUAAACCAUUUAAACUUUUAUUUACAUAGAAAUUAAGUGUAGAAAUUAGAUAGAAAAAUCAAGCAAUGUCAAGGAGUGUGAUGGAAAACUCUUUAAAUUGCUUCUUUACGAUUGAAUGAUUUCAUAUGCAUUAGUGUAAGGGAUGUUUACGAAUAGAACAAUUUCGUGAUCAUUAUUAUAUUUUUGCUUCUUUA